AUGUCAGUACAAAUUUUAGGAGAUCAAGCAAGUGAAGAGAGAGGCGAAAAUGCCAGAUUAUCAUCAUUUGUCGGGGCCAUUGCUGUAGGAGAUUUGGUUAAAUCAACUUUAGGUCCUAAAGGUAUGGAUAAAUUACUUCAAAGUGGUAGUGAUAUAAAUAAAUCAUUAAUUACCAAUGAUGGAGCUACUAUCUUGAAGUCUAUUCCAUUAGAUAAUCCAGCAGCUAAAGUUUUAGUCAAUAUUUCAAAAGUUCAAGAUGAUGAAGUUGGUGAUGGUACUACUUCAGUAACCGUCUUAGCAGCUGAAUUAUUAAGAGAAGCUGAAACCCUUAUUAAUAAGAAAAUUCAUCCUCAAACUAUUAUUGAAGGGUAUAGAAUUGCUAGAAAUUCUGCUAUUGAAGCUCUUACUAAGAUUGCUAUAGAUAACGGUAAAAAUCCCGAUUUAUUCAGAAAAGAUUUGAUCAAUAUUGCCAAAACUACAUUAUCUUCAAAGAUUUUAUCUCAAGAAAAGGAACAUUUCGCCACUUUAGCCGUUGAUGCUGUAUUAAGAUUAAACGGAUCAACCAAUUUAAGUAAUAUCAAAAUCAUCAAAAUUCCUGGUGGGAAGUUAGGUGAUUCUUAUUUGGAUGAAGGGUUCAUUUUAGAGAAAAAAUUCGGUAUUAAUCAACCUAAAAAGAUUGAAGAUGUUAAUAUUUUAAUCGCUAAUACUUCAUUAGAUACUGAUAAAGUUAAAAUCUUUGGUGCUAAAUUCAAGGUUGAUUCAACGUCAAAAUUGGCUGAAUUAGAAAAAUCAGAAAAAUUGAAAAUGAAGAAUAAGAUUGAAAAGAUUAAGAAAUUCAACAUAAAUUGUUUCAUUAACAGACAAUUAAUUUAUGAUUACCCUGAACAGUUAUUCACUGAUUCCAAAAUAAAUUCCAUUGAACAUGCUGAUUUUGAUGGGAUUGAAAGAUUAGCUUUAGUCACAGGUGGUGAAGUUGUUUCAACUUUUGAUAAAACUGAAGAUAUCAAAUUAGGUUAUUGUAAAUCUAUUGAAGAAGUUUUAAUUGGAGAAACACCAAUGUUGAAAUUUUCUGGUUGUAAAGCUAAUGAAGCUUGUACUAUCAUUUUGAGGGGAGCUACUGAACAAGGAUUAGAUGAAGCUGAAAGAUCUUUACAUGAUGCUUUAUCAGUAUUAAGUCAAACUACCAGAGAACCAAAAACUUGUCUUGGAGGAGGUUCUUCAGAAAUGAUUAUGUCAAAAGCUGUUGAUCAAAUUGCUGCUAAUGAAACUGGUAAAAAAGCUUUAGCUGUUGAAGCUUUUGCUAAAGCUUUAAGACAAUUACCUACCAUUUUAGCUGAUAAUGCCGGUUUUGACUCCAGUGAAUUAGUCACUAAGUUAAGAUCAGCUAUUUAUAAUGGUAUGAUGACUAGUGGUUUGGAUUUAAAUAAUGGUAAAGUGGCUGAUAUGAGAGAUUUAGGUAUAGUAGAAAGUUAUAAAUUGAAAAGAGCAGUUGUUUCAUCAGCUGCUGAAGCUGCUGAAGUGUUAUUAAGAGUUGAUAAUAUCUUAAAGGCUAAACCAAGAACUGCUGAUAGAAAUCAUUAA
Yamadazyma jaroonii is the source of this 1581-nucleotide messenger RNA. Lineage: Eukaryota; Fungi; Ascomycota; Pichiomycetes; Serinales; Debaryomycetaceae. The record is from the annotation of a GenBank genome assembly.